AUGGAGGAGGCCAACGGGGCCCUGCCCGAGGGCGCGGCGGGGGGCUCCCGCGGCAGCGCGGCCGCCCCGUCGGGCAAGAAGGAGGUGAAGGUCGUCAUCGUGGGGGACGGCGGCUGCGGGAAGACGUCGCUGCUGAUGGUGUACGCCAAGGGCGCCUUCCCCGAGCAAUACGCGCCGUCCGUCUUCGAGAAGUAUACAACCAGCGUGACGGUGGGCAAAAAGGAGGUCACCCUCAAUUUGUACGAUACCGCAGGGCAGGAGGACUACGACCGGCUACGACCACUUUCUUACCAGAACACAAACGUCGUGUUAAUUUGUUACGAUGUCAUGAACCCCACUAGCUAUGAUAACGUGGCAGCUAAGUGGUAUCCUGAAGUGAAUCACUUCUGCCGAGGCGUCCCGCUCGUACUGAUCGGCUGCAAGACAGACCUUCGGAAAGACAAAGAACAGUUGCGCAAGCUCAGGGCUUCUAAGCAGGAACCCAUUACUUACAACCAGGGUGAAGCAGCUUGUCAGCAGAUUAAUGCAGAAGUUUAUCUGGAGUGCUCAGCAAAAUGUCGUGAAAACAUAGAAAAUGUUUUUAAAGAAGCAACAACCAUUGCACUAAAUGCCAUGAAAAAAGCCAAGCGCCAAAAGAAGCGGACAGUGUGCUCAGUGUUAUGA
Molecule: messenger RNA, 663 nt
Organism: Gavia stellata (red-throated loon)
Lineage: Eukaryota; Metazoa; Chordata; Aves; Gaviiformes; Gaviidae
Gene: RHOF
Product: ras homolog family member F, filopodia associated
Exons: 5
Coding region: 1-663 (220 amino acids)
Biological process (GO): small GTPase-mediated signal transduction; cell migration
Molecular function (GO): GTPase activity; GTP binding
Source: RefSeq, a predicted model, not a curated record